AUGGUUCCCCUCGUCCGCAUCCCCAUCGACAAGAACUGGUCCUUCCGCCAGGCCGACGACCCCAAAUCGCAAUAUCUCCCUGUGUCCCAGUUCCCGACCAAUGUCCACCUCGACCUCUUACACCACGGUCUGAUCCCCGAUCCCUUCAUUGGCAAAAAUGAGCUUGUAGUUCAAUGGAUCGGCGAGGAACGUUGGGCCUACCGGACCACGUUUGCGGGCCAAAAGGUCCCUGAGGGCGCGAAGGCCGUGUUGGCAUUUGACGGGCUGGAUACAUUUGCUACGGUCAUGCUCAAUGGGACCACGGUUCUGGAGUCGAAUAAUAUGUUCCUGCCCUAUAGGGUCGAUGUGACGGAGACGCUGAGGCAGGAGGGGGAGAAUGAGCUGGUCAUUACGUUUGACAGUGCGUACUUGAGGGGUUGGAAGCUGGUUGAGAGAUAUCCUGAGCAUAAGUGGGGGUGCUGGAAUGGCGAUAACUCGAGGUUGGCUGUAAGAAAAGCACAGUAUCACUGGGGCUGGGACUGGGGUCCGACCCUCCUUACCUGCGGCCCCUGGCGCCCCGUCCAUCUCGAAAUCUACCAUGCCCGUCUUUCCGACGUCAACAUCGAGAGCGAAGUGGACAAGUCUCUUAGCUCAGCUACCAUCAAGGUGACUGCUUCCAUCGAGGGCUCCAACACUGGCCCUGUACGCGUGGCAAUCUCCCUCGACGGCCAACAAGUCGCGAACAACACCGUUACUGCCGAAGGUGGUUCCGCUUCGACGACCUUCAAUCUCAACUCUCCUGCCCUCUGGUAUCCCCAUCGCUACGGCGAGCAGCCGCUUUAUACCGUGACAACGACCCUCCUCUCCCCCGAUGAUUCCACAACUCCCAUCGACACGGUGUCCAAACGCAUAGGACUUCGCCGGGCCGAACUCAUUCAGCGCCCGGUCCAAGGCCAGCCCGGCACAAGUUUCUUCUUCGAAAUCAACAACAUCCCCAUCUUCUGCGGCGGCAGCGACUGGAUCCCGGCCGACAACUUCAUCCCGCGCAUCUCUCGCCAACGCUACUACGACUGGCUACGCCUGGCGGCUGAGGGCAAUCAGGUCAUGAUCCGAGUCUGGGGCGGUGGUAUCUACGAGGAACAGGCAUUCUACGAUGCCGCGGAUGAACUGGGUCUGCUCAUCUGGCAGGAUUUCAUGUUCGGCUGCGGGAACUACCCUGCCUGGCCGGAGCUGCUCGAGUCGAUUCGCCUGGAAGCCGAGGCCAACGUUAAGCGGCUCAGACACCACCCGUCCAUCGUCAUCUGGGCGGGGAACAACGAGGAUUACCAGUUCGCGGAGAGCGUCAACCUCACCUACAACUACGAAGACAAGGACCCCGAGAACUGGCUCAAGACGGACUUCCCCGCGCGCUACAUCUACGAAAAACUCCUCCCCGACGUCUGCGCCGCGCUAAUCCCCAACGUCUAUUACCACCCCGGCUCGCCCUGGGGUGCCGGCCGCGACACCCACGACCCGACCGUCGGCGACAUCCACCAAUGGAACGUCUGGCACGGCACGCAAGAAAAGUGGCAGAACUUCGACAAAUUGGCUGGUCGAUUUGUCUCCGAGUUCGGCAUGCAAGCCUUCCCCUCCGUCCGCACCAUCGACGCCUACCUGCCCAAGGGCAAAGACGAUCCGGAUCGCUACCCCCAGAGCGAGACGGUCGAUUUCCAUAACAAAGCCGAGGGCCACGAGCGCAGGAUUGCAUUGUAUCUGGUGGAGAACUUGCGGUACGGACCGGAUCCGUUGGAAGGGUUUGUCUAUGCCACGCAGCUGAUGCAGGCCGAGUGCCUUGCUUCGGCGUACAGGCUGUGGAAGAGGGAGUGGAAGGGUCCCGGGAGGGAAUACUGUGCCGGCGCGCUGGUUUGGCAGCUUAACGACUGCUGGCCGGUGACCAGCUGGUCGGUGGUGGAUUAUUACCUCCGGCCGAAGAUGGCGUGGUAUACUAUUAAGAGGGAGAUGGCACCCGUGAGCGUGGGUAUGACGAGGAGAGUGCAUAAGCAUCCCGAGGAUCGAUAUACCAGGGUGAGGGUGGAUGUGAGGACAGAGAUCGAGGUGUGGGGGUCGAACUUGACGCUUGAAGAGUUGAAGGUGGAUUGCGUUCUCAAAGCGUGGGAUGUCGUUACUGGAGAUGAGACCUACUCAGCUGUUGUGGCUGAGGACCUCACCCUCCCGGCGAACCAGUCGACCGAGAUCGCCGCGAUGGAGGUCCCCGUCCGGAAGAAGGGUGUUAACGAGGAGGGAAAGACGGUUGUGGCCGCUUACUUGGUGUCCAAGGCGGAUGGGAAACAGCUGGCAAGGUAUGUCAACUGGCCCGAGCCGUUGAAGUACGUGCACCUGCAGCGGCCUCGGGAGCUGGUUGCUUCGCUGACAAAAGGGCUGGAUGCGGUUGAGGUUAGUGCGGAGGUGCCGGUUAAGGGUGUUGCGCUCGAGAGCGAGGAUGAGGGGGUGUGGUUUGAGGAUAAUCUGGUUGAUAUCGUGCCUGGGGAGGUGGUGAGGAUUGGUGUUAAGGGGGCCAAGGAGGGGACGAAGGUUGGGGCCAGGUAUUUGGGGAUGUAA
Thermochaetoides thermophila DSM 1495 is the source of this 2577-nucleotide messenger RNA. Its product is annotated as beta-mannosidase-like protein. The record is from RefSeq and is a predicted model, not a curated record. The coding region runs from base 1 to 2577 and encodes 858 amino acids. The transcript has 2 exons. Gene Ontology annotation, biological process: carbohydrate metabolic process; glycoprotein catabolic process. NCBI's taxonomy places the organism in Eukaryota, Fungi, Ascomycota, Sordariomycetes, Sordariales, Chaetomiaceae. Gene Ontology annotation, molecular function: beta-mannosidase activity.